AUGAGCCGCUGGCAGCAGACAUUCUUACUUCUCACAGCAUUGUUGCUUUCCUCCGCCACUGUGUGCUUUCUUGCCGAUGCCACCGCCACCUCCCCAGACGUGCACCACUGCGGCUUCGACGACGUGAUGUACAAAAAGGGUGUACAAAACAUUAUAAAGAUUGUACCCAAGCAAGGAGAGGAGAGUAUACAGCCAUACUUAGUUUCCACAGACGAUGAUUGGGACACCAUCCGCAUCAAUGUGUCUAUGAAGGAUCUGCAGAGCGAAUCAAAGUAUUGUAAGAAGGGAGAUGCAGAAAAACGUGAAACCCGACCGGACUUCCUUGGGGAAAAUGUUCCGUGCACCAAGGAAGCAGAAAUUACUCCUGAAAAGAUGAAAAAUCUUACGGAUGUAAUUAUUCCUGAGGCUGUU
Messenger RNA from Trypanosoma theileri, 411 nucleotides. RefSeq names its product surface protease GP63. Gene Ontology annotation, molecular function: metalloendopeptidase activity. The record is from RefSeq and is a predicted model, not a curated record. The transcript has a single exon. Gene Ontology annotation, cellular component: membrane. Lineage: Eukaryota; Euglenozoa; Kinetoplastea; Trypanosomatida; Trypanosomatidae. The annotation marks the transcript as partial. Gene Ontology annotation, biological process: cell adhesion; proteolysis.